Messenger RNA from Cyprinodon variegatus (sheepshead minnow), 1278 nucleotides. RefSeq names its product partitioning defective 6 homolog alpha-like. Bases 1 to 1278 code for a protein of 425 amino acids. The transcript has 7 exons. Gene Ontology annotation, cellular component: apical plasma membrane; cell cortex; nucleus. Gene Ontology annotation, molecular function: protein kinase C binding. Gene Ontology annotation, biological process: establishment or maintenance of cell polarity; regulation of cellular localization; centrosome cycle. NCBI's taxonomy places the organism in Eukaryota, Metazoa, Chordata, Actinopteri, Cyprinodontiformes, Cyprinodontidae. The record is from RefSeq and is a predicted model, not a curated record.
AUGUUGUCGCUCAUGUUCCCUGGGGCCCCCGCCCCGUGGAACGGCAGCAGUGGGAAGAACCUGCUGCUGUCUGACUUGUUGCAGAAGAUCUCGGUGGAGGAGACGGUGCAGGUGGGUGGAGGGUCCAGCAGGGAGCCCAGGCUGCUGUGGAACCAACAGACCAGCAGCAGGACAACCUUCCAGCGGCUGUGGACAGGCCGAUCCGAGGGGAAGGGGGUCGGAGCAUCCCUCAUCUCCUCUGAGUUCCUGCACUUCUCCUCACAGAGUCCAGAUGAUGAAAGGAAGAAUUUCUCCUUCAUUUCUGUGGGUCCUGCAUGGAUCAUCUCUGCAGACAGCUGGAAACCAGGGAGGCUCUUCCAGCAGCAGCAGCAGCAGCAGCAGCAGCAGCGGACCCCCAUCAGACACACCGACAGCACCGUGGAGGUGAAGAGCAAAUUCGAGGCGGAGUAUCGCCGUUUUGGUCUGAAGAGGAACAGCUUCGGUGGCUUCAAGGAGUUCUACCAGAUCCUCCAAACCAUCCAUCAUAUCCAUGGCGACGACGUGCUGCUGGAAUAUGCUGACGUCCACGGAGAUCUCCUUCCAAUCAACAAUGACGAAAACUUCCACAAAGCCGUCUCUCUGGCCAAUCCCGUCCUCCGGAUUAUCAUAACCAAAAAAGGGGGCGAGUCCACUGCUUACUGCACCAACUCCCUCCAGAGGCGCAGGAAAGGACUGGGCUUACCAGGGCUGCGCCCAGCGGGUUCUAGCACCACCCUCUCCAAGAACAAGUCGGGCAUCAUGAUCGGCCCCCCGCAGGACUUCAGACAGAUCUCCUCCAUUAUCGAUGUGGAUAUUUUACCUGAGACCCACCGGCGGGUUCGGCUCCACAAGAACGGUUCUAAUAAACCCCUGGGCUUCUACAUCCGGGACGGGGUGAGCGUGCGGGUGACGCCUCAGGGCGUGGAGAAGGUUCCAGGAGUCUUCAUUUCUCGCUUAGUUCGGUCCGGGAUAGCAGAGAGCACCGGAUUACUGGCUGUUAAUGACGAAAUCCUGGAAGUCAACGGCAUCGACGUCGCUGGAAAAUCUUUAGAUCAGGUGACGGCCAUGAUGGUGGCCAACAGCCACAACCUGAUAGUGACGGUGAAACCAGUCAACCAGAGGAACAACAUUGCUCCUCGAGGGAGUAAAAACUCCAUGGGUCACUCUGGUUCUGUGGGCUCCGGCGGCUCCAUUGGCUCUGCUCUGUCACAUGACUCCCCAAGCCCCGCCUCUCAGAGCAACCCCAUCACUGCAAGGUAG